AUGGGACGAGGACAACGACAACUCCCCCCCCAAAAGGCCUGGUUUAUCAUUCCUUCCUUGUCUCAUACAAUUCUUCGUAGAAUGGAGGAUCCUUCGCUUCGCACGACUGUCCGUGUCGGGAACGACUAUCGCGUGAACGACGACGUCGACCUGGACGAAAAAGACGGAGGGGACGCUCACCUCCGCGACGAUGACGACGACUCCACAAACAGCCCUCGUCGUCGCGGUGUACCGCCGUUACUCCCCGCGGGUCGUCGUCGGAUGAUUCUGACCGACGAAGCGGACGAAGAGACGUCGUCUACCACUGUAUCGAGCCUCACAACCAAAGUCGGGUCAUCCUCGACACGACACCAGCCCCCCCGACCUUCCGUCCGUUCCGUCCGACACAGCGUACUCCCCACCCACGCGCCGGGACGUCGCCGACGUCGCUCGUCGGCACGCUUUUUGCGUCUCAGUGGUCAGCAUCAUUCCCGUCACAGUCGCAACGAUGGCACAAUGACAACGACGACAUCUUCGUCCGCGGCACAACUCGGCGAACUCUACAAACAAGCCAUUCGAAUGAACGCCGAGAAUAGGAUCAACGCCAGCAAUAGUUGGAAUCUAGCACUCAUUGAGAAUAUUGAUCAAUUCCUGCUCCUUGAAGAAGAAGAAGAAGAAGAACAGCACGAGGACCUCCCUCGCGAUCACCGCCGUCCCGAAAACGACAAGAAUCGACUCACUCUCAACAACGCGCAACCCACGCCAACGCCACGCCGUCAGCGCGUUAACUUUACCAAGGCAUCUUGUACACUUGACGCAUCGGUCAAGAUUUAUUCCUACCGGGUCGACGACGUACACCUUUCCAGUUACAAGGUGCUCGCCAAUCUCAACCGCAACGACCAAAACGCCAACCACAAGAACGCCGAUAGUGACAAAGACAAAAACACCCAUCCGGAUCCCGAUCACCACAAUGCUGGCAAUCACAAAAAAUCCACUCACUCGUCCCACGCAUCCACCUUGGAAACCAAUAUGGCCAACAUUAACCUCAACAAGCUCGAUGCCGCAUUCGAUAUUGAUCCACUCUUUCACAAAAUGUCCAAGACUUUUGAUGAAGGGGGUGCCAAGGGACUGCUCCUCGCAAAUCUGGGCGUCAGCAGUCACGGUUGCAACGUCGUCUUUGACAGUACCAGUAAUGACUCCAAUCCAGUCGCCGAAGAAAAAACAGAAGAUGACCGUCACGUUAACGAGACAACUUACGCUCCCGUUGACAUUUCCUCACUUCGCGCCAAACUCGAAGCUCUCGUCAACACAAACGACCCCGACGGCAACACCGGUGGUACCUUUUUGGAAGAUUUGGCGCUCGUCCCGCAGCUUACAUCCCUCCGUGCCGAACACGAUCGUCUCGCCGCGGAAGGAUUCGUUCUCGACGACAACCCGACGAUGACGAGCACCAAAAAUCGUGGUUCGCAACGCUACGCCCCCACAGCGGACGAAGAAACGCAGGCCGACCAAAGCAUUCACCAAGAAGCCUUGGAACGAAGUCGCCGGACCAACAAGUCGUUUCUAUCCGAAACGGACCAAGAAUAUGAAGAAAUCAUCGGUUCGAGUACAUCACAGCAGCCUCCGCAAUCAUUAUCGAUUGGAUACGACGACGCCGACGACUUUGGUGGUGGUUUUGACGAUGGGGACGACGAUGAUGCGGGUUUUGACGAUUUUCUCCAACGCGACCAGCAGGGGGCUCGGUAUUCCUCCAUAUCCUUCUCCGGAUCGGUGCAAAACUUUCAAGCCCAGGAAGGCGCAUCCGACACCGACGUACCGACAUCCACCGCAUUGUUGGAGGCGUUGCUGGGGUCGCAAGCGUUGACGGACCAGGAUCAGUACCGUUAUUUCGACGCCGAGUUGUUGUCGUCCGCCGUUCACGCGAAUAAUGCUUGGGCCGGAGCCACGCACUGGAAACGCACGCCCAAAGUUGCAACCACCACGGGACCUUCCGUCGCCAAGACCAAGUCUCAACGCAAGAAACCCCGUGCUUUGGUUGAUUUGACUGCCACGGCCUGUCUGGACGAUGUACUUCGUUCACCACCGAAGACGUCGAGUUUGUCCUGGAGUCAAGCCAUUGUGCAAAAGUACACGAAUGCGGAGCAUUCCAACCUGUUGCCUCCCGACGCCGAAAUGGACGUGGAGACUUUGUCGACCCUCUUUUUGCGGCCUCAGAGUGUCUGUCGUGGUCUAUCGGUCGCCGGGGGAGGGGACAAGGUAUCUACGCCCAAGGCGGUCGGCUUUAAUAUGGGUGGCGUCGAAACCUUUGGUUGGGAUGAUGGUCACGAUGACGACGGUGAAGGUGGCGGCUACGACUUUGGUGGUGACGACGAUGACGAUAUGAGUUUCGUUGCACCGCUCGAAGACAUCCGCAAGGUGGACAAGGUUCACGUGGGCUACGCCACGGUCGCCAAAAAGGUGGACGUCAAGCGACUCAAGAAAGACUUGUGGAUCGAGCUGGAAGCAAAACUGGCCGAGCCAGCCAAGCUCGGCGAACACAAGGAUCAUGACGCGGACGACAGCUCCAUGUCAUUGAGCGAUGCUGUGACCCCUUCUAAACCAUCACUGCCACUAUCCUUUCAAAAGGCCGUGCAAGACCUGGAAGCCACCAAAACGCAAGCAGACGUGACCUUGCCGUUUUACUUUAUUUGUAUUUUGCACUUGGCCAACGAAAAGGGACUGCGACUGGAUAGUCACGGUUUGGAAGAUUUCGGUAUUGUCUAUGAUGCAGCCGGGGUACCGUUGGCGGGGGUGUAG
Messenger RNA from Phaeodactylum tricornutum CCAP 1055/1, 2775 nucleotides. RefSeq lists its product with no specific name. Gene Ontology annotation, biological process: mitotic chromosome condensation. Lineage: Eukaryota; Bacillariophyta; Bacillariophyceae; Surirellales; Neidiaceae. The transcript is spliced from 3 exons. Gene Ontology annotation, cellular component: condensin complex. Gene Ontology annotation, molecular function: chromatin binding. The record is from RefSeq and is a predicted model, not a curated record. The coding region runs from base 1 to 2775 and encodes 924 amino acids.